UGUGCCUAGAAAAACGCUUGUGAUAUGUACAUAAAUGACAUUUUAGCUCUAGUCAAGUCCUUGUGGCUUUGAGAGGAAUAUGUGACUGUACUCUUCUCUGUGAAUACUGAAAAGGUGCAUCUUAGAAAGGAGAGUAUUUUAGAGGUUUAUGGAGAGUCGGAGGAAGAGCUUGGAUGCGGGAAGCCGCCCCGUGCGAACAGCCGGGGUUGCAGCCCCAGCUCUGCCAGGUUGCGGCAGACGGCGGCGGAGUCUUGCCAAGGGGAUCGUGGGCGGUUGCCGCCGGCAGUGCCGUGAGCGUGGCCCCCUUGGGGGGGAAGCACCCGGCACCCCCGAAAUCUGAUUCGAUACGUCCGUAUGGGGUCUGCCGUGCGGGGCAGCGUGGGGCUGGCAAAGGCAAUGCAGCUCCUGGCCGCGAAGGGAAUAAAAUCUUGGGCCAAAGACCAAAAAGUCAGGGGCUGAUCCAGGGUCCGGAGGCACGGCGAGUGCUCCCUGCAGCGCUUUUUGCUACCUACAUUUAAUUAUCUGGCUGACAAAGCUGAACGCAAUCCCUUCACCACAACUGCCUUCUACAGCAGAAAAGGGACCUUCUGGUCUGUUACAGAAGCGGACCGAGCAUACCAUCUUCUGGGAUCCUUCCCGGAUUGCACAACGGGACACCUUGUAGGUCUACUCACACUGCUUAGUUUAGGCUCCUAACGCCUCAGUUUACCCAUUCAUGGUGACAGUUGCCUGCCUUAUAGCUUUAAUUAGUGCUGGAAACGCACUAAAAGGCCAGGAGGCUCUAGGUGAGAGGUCUAUGGGAGUCCCAGGAAAACCUAGAGAAUAUUUGCAUCUAGUCUGCGGUAGGAGAGAGAGAAGAUGCAACACUGGAGGCCAAACAUGCACAGCAGUAAAUACGGACUUGGAUUAUUGAUUUCUGGGCUUGGAGUCAGAGUCCUAGAUAUAUCGGAGCCCUCAGCUCCCGUGGGAGCACUUACGUCCCGGUGAAAUCACCCCAAGCGGGGAAUUUAAGCUUAAGGACUGGGUUCAACCACAUCUUUCCUGAGCUUGCUCCAGGAGGUAUGGCUGCCCCAGCACUCUCCGUUCCUGGCUUUCUGCAAUUACAAAUCUCCUGUAGAUUUCAUUUGAUCCAGUAAAGCAAAUCCCAAAAGGAAAUGAGUGUCCAAAGCUGCCGUUGCCUCCAGGUCCACGAGGACUCACCUGAAACAGCAGUUGCACCUACACGAAAGCCCUCUGGGACCUGGCCUUAACAGGCACAUCGGGGUGGUGGCUGCUGUUCACCAGCUUGCCCGUGGUGAAAAUGGCAUCACUCCUUUGGGUCUGGCAUAAGAAGGAAAGAAGCAGCAAAAUAUUCCUUGGUGUAAAUCAGGAUGGGUCCUCGGACUUCGCUGGAGCCUGUCGGUUGACGUGACCUGAGCGCGCGGCUCCCCGGGUGGGUGGGUCUCACACCUCCAACGUGGUGGAUGGAACCACAGUGGUGGAUGAGCUGUUACUUGCCUGAAAAAAAGUGUUUGGGGGAAAAAUUGUCUCCAGUCAUUCUCAUUUUGCAUGUGAUUUUUCCUACAUAUGUUUCUAAUCAUUAAGAAAUUCUGUAGCUUAAAUAAUGCUCUGAAAGUACGGUAACUGUUGGACUACAUUCUGUUGUAACCUUAUUGAAUUUCACUUCUCUGGAAAAAAUAAUGGGAUACUAUAUCUUGAAAAACAAAUGGUAAUUGCGUUUUUAACAGAAUGUUUCUCUUUGUGUUUCAAAACCUUCUGCACACAGUUAGACAUCUAGCCAGGGAAGAAGGUACAAAGCAUAUGGGCCAAUUUCUGUCUGUUGGCUGUUCAAGAUGCCUUAAUAUUCAAGCAGUGAUGUGUGUGUGUCCGUGCAAUAUGGCACAAUUUAUCUACAUGGUAUCCAUGAGCUCAGGUGAGGUGGUCAAAAAGUUGUGUACUGGGGUCAGAAGAGUUAUUCAAGGAGGAACUAGGUAAGGCGGGUUUACAUCCUGCUCCCUAUUAGAUGUGUGGGUGUACAUCCUUAUAUUAAUUCACAUUUUGUCUAUUUGGACCACAGAAGACCGGUGUCCUUGUGUUCGUGGUGCUGGCCAGAGGCACAGGUUCAUCUUCCAGGAGACCAGGAUCUUAAAACUAAGGGUCUUGUCGAGACUGCAAAAAUAGGAAUUGUCCAACACCUUUGUACUGCCCAUGCGCCGCAGUGAUAUGACUUCCUCAGUGACUGGGGAUUUGCACAUCACCACGUGCCGAGAACUGAUUUCAUUAAAGCCUGGGACCCAAAAUAGCAUCGUCGCAACGCAGUUUGGAAACAUGCUGGUGUUAUUGUCUACCGAGGUUAGGAGAGCCCUGCUAAUACUGGAAUGCUCUUCCCUAAUUUUUAGUAAAUCUGGCAUGUUAAGAACUUUGUGAAGAGAUGCAUUUGGACAUGUGAAGCUUCAAGGCAAAGUAAUAGGCUUGAGGUUUCUGACUGACAAGACACAUGUGAGUACAUGCAAAAUGUGCUCCUCCUGCUAAAAAUAACAUUUCUCCUGUCAACCACGAUGCAUCCACCCCCACAACACCACCCAGAAGAACACAUUAACACCUUGGCUUUGCACGUAGCCCGAUUCACAGCAGCCACAAGUGGUAGAGGGAUCUGCACUCUGUGUGCAUGCUGACAAAUCAUAUGGCAUAGCGAAGAACAGGGGAGUGAAACUGGGCUAGCAGAAGUUGACGCCUUAUCAUCACAGUCCCUUUGAGCAUGCUGUAGGCUGACACCUCCACCAACCGAGUCAUCUCCCCGAUGCCAGGAUGAAGAGCACGAGCCCACUAUCCUGAUUUAGCCUCUGGGAAGCGAGGCUCGGCUUGCCACACCAGGAAGGGUGGAAUAGUCCUUUCUUACUCCUGUUUUAGCAAAUGUUAACACCAGCAUCAAGUCCCUUCCUGGGAUGAAAAUCCGUGAGUUCAUCAGCCAAGAUGGAGCUUCAGUUUUGGCCUGAUUUGGUUUCUCUCUUGGAAAAGCUGAACGGUUGGACACUCUUGCUGCUUCUGGUCACAUUUCUUUUGAUUAUUGACCUUGUGAAAAAGAGACGACCCAGGAAUUUCCCUCCAGGGCCACAGCUCUUUCCUCUCGUGGGAACGUUCGUGGACUUGAAGCAGCCACUCCAUCUUGCGCUGCAGAAGCUUACUGGUCGGUAUGGGAACAUCUUCAGCGUGCAGUUUGGAAGUCUGACUUUUGUGGUGGUCAACGGGUACCAGAUGGUGAGAGAAGCUCUUGUCCACCAGGCUGAAAUAUUUGCAGAUCGGCCAAAUAUUCCACUCCUCCAAGAAAUAUUUAAAGGCUUUGGGCUCAUAUCAUCAAAUGGCCAUAUAUGGAGGCAACAGAGAAAGUUUGCUUCAGCAACACUGAAAACCAUUGCUGUAAGUUUUGAGGAAAAAGUGCAAGAGGAGAGCCGGUACCUUGUGGAGACGAUUGAGGAGGAGAAAGGACAACCGUUUGACCCUCAUUACAAAAUUAAUAGUGCUGUUUCGAACAUCAUCUGUUCCAUAACUUUUGGGAACCGCUUCGACUAUCAUGACAACCGUUUCCAGGAAUUACUGCACUCACUGGCUGAAACGCUGCUGCUCAUCGGAAGUUUCUGGGGCCAGCUGUAUAAUGCUUUUCCUUUGGUCAUGAGAUGGCUGCCAGGACCCUUUAGGAAAAUCUUCAGGCACUGGGAGAAACUUCAAUAUUUUGUGAAAGAAGUGAUCGCAAAGCACAAGGAGAAUUUAGACCAGUCCGAGGCAGGAGAUUAUAUUGACUGUUACCUGAAGGAAAUAGAAAAGUUUAAGGGUGACACCAGCUCAUAUUUCCACGAGGAAAACCUGCUGUGCUCCACCCUGGACCUCUUCUUAACCGGGACUGAGACCACGGCAACCGCCAUCCGCUGGGCUCUGCUCUACAUGGCCACGUACCCCCACAUUCAGGAGAAAGUGCAGCUCGAAAUUGAGACGGUGAUCGGCCAGUCCCGCCAGCCCAUGAUGGCCGACAAGGAGAACAUGCCGUACACCAGCGCAGUGCUGAGCGAGGUCCUGCGGAUGGGCAACAUUGUGCCACUGGGGGUGCCCAGGAUGUCCACCAGCGACACCACCUUGGGCGGCUUCCACCUCCCCAAAGGCACCACCCUGAUGACCAGCCUGACUUCGAUAAUGUUCGACAAAAACGUGUGGGAGACUCCAGACACCUUUAAUCCUGAACAUUUCCUGGAAAACGGCCAGUACAGGAGGCGGGAGGCUUUUCUGCCCUUCUCUGCAGGCAAGCGGGCUUGUCCCGGGGAACAGCUCGCCAGGACCGAGCUCUUCAUCUUCUUCACAGCCCUCCUGCAGAAGUUCACCUUCCAGGCGCCGGCGGCUGCCCCGCCGACCUUCGCCUUCACACUCAGCCUCACGCGCUGCCCCAAGCCCUUCCAGAUCUGUGCGCUGCCCCGUGACUGAGGCUGGCGUGGGGCUGCCCCACGUCCCCCCGCUUCAGCCCUCUGAAAGCUGGAAAAUGUCCCUUCUCCCAUCCGCCCCAUCGACUUGGGGCUGAAACGAUGGGCCACGGACGUCUAGCACCCACCAACGUGCGGGUGGCAGUGGGAAGGUCAGG
This is a messenger RNA of Harpia harpyja (harpy eagle), 4603 nucleotides long. RefSeq names its product cytochrome P450 2J2-like. Gene Ontology annotation, molecular function: oxidoreductase activity, acting on paired donors, with incorporation or reduction of molecular oxygen, reduced flavin or flavoprotein as one donor, and incorporation of one atom of oxygen; iron ion binding; heme binding. The transcript is spliced from 10 exons. Gene Ontology annotation, biological process: xenobiotic metabolic process. The record is from RefSeq and is a predicted model, not a curated record. Bases 2953 to 4449 code for a protein of 498 amino acids. Gene Ontology annotation, cellular component: cytoplasm; intracellular membrane-bounded organelle. Lineage: Eukaryota; Metazoa; Chordata; Aves; Accipitriformes; Accipitridae.